AUGUUUCACGACUUGUCUAUUUGUCUGCUGAAAGAUUGGGAAGAACUUCUUCUGAGUUCUGACAAGAAUCGUCUGGCCAUUCUUAGCUUCGCCACCAAUCCUUAUUCGCAGAUUCUUGCCAAUCAGUCUGCUGUGCAGGCUGUGGAUAGGCCGGUUUUCAAUGUCAAGAUCCCGUUGGAAGGCGCCCCGAUCACGAAUCAGCGCUCGUCAGGCCGCUGCUGGCUGUUUGCGGCGACGAAUGUCUUCCGCGUGCCACUUAUGAAGAAGUAUAAUCUGAAGGAGUUUGAGCUCAGUCAGGCGUAUUUGUUCUACUGGGAUAAGAUUGAGAAGGCCAAUUGGUUCAUGGAGAAGAUCAUAGAGACUGCGGAGGAGGAUUUGUCCAGUCGCUUGGUGCAGAAGUUGCUUGAGGACCCCGUCACAGACGGGGGCCAAUGGGAUAUGGUGGCGAACCUGGUGGGCAAGUAUGGCUUGGUGCCUCACGACAUCUACCCAGAUAACUUUAGUGCCCAGAACAGUGCGAAGAUGAACUGGCUCGUGACGGUGAAGCUACGCGAGCAUGCGUUGACAUUGCGGCGGUUGGCGCAAAGUCAGCCCGAGAGACUGGCGAGACAGAAGGAUGAUUUUCUAAAAGAGAUCCACUCCCUGGUGACUAUCAUGUUGGGCCCGCCACCGAGUCCGAAGGAGGCCUUCCACUGGGAGUACUAUGAUGCCGAUGGCAAAUUUCAGGAAGUAUACGACAGCCCGCAGGGAUUUGCAAGACAGGCUUCGGCGCAACUGGCCCGAGGAGAUGUUGAUCCCCGGAGGAUGUUGAGCUUGGUCAAUGAUCCGCGGAAUGAGUACAGCCGACUGUUGACAGUCGAUAAACUGGGUAAUGUGGUGGGAGGACGUCCGAUCACGUACGUCAAUGUGGACAUGAAGACGAUCAAAGCCGCUGCGAUUGCAAUGCUUCGUGCAGGGCACCCUGUUUUCUUUGGCUGCGAUGUUGGAAAAUUCUACGAUGCCAAGCUUGGGGUGAUGGAUCAGUGGCUACUGGACGUCAGAUUGGGAUUCAACACCACACUGCGCAUGGAUAAGGCACAAAGACUGAAAACCGGCGAGUCAUCCAUGACCCAUGCGAUGGUGCUGACAGGCGUUCAUGUCGAGAAGGGCCAACCAGUGCGAUGGCGGGUGCAGAACUCCUGGGGUGAAGCCGUGGGAGACAAGGGGUGGUUUGUCAUGGCAGAUGAGUGGAUGGACGAGUUUACGUAUCAGGUAGUGGUUGACUCUCGCUUCGUUUCAAAGGAGGUGCGAGAUAUUCUAAAUCAGGAACCAGAGGUCUUGCCACGAUGGGACCCGAUGGGAGUUCUUGCGUAA
Molecule: messenger RNA, 1353 nt
Organism: Aspergillus oryzae RIB40
Lineage: Eukaryota; Fungi; Ascomycota; Eurotiomycetes; Eurotiales; Aspergillaceae
Product: C1 family peptidase
Exons: 4
Coding region: 1-1353 (450 amino acids)
Biological process (GO): L-homocysteine catabolic process; response to toxic substance; proteolysis
Cellular component (GO): cytoplasm
Molecular function (GO): cysteine-type aminopeptidase activity
Source: RefSeq, a predicted model, not a curated record